Pediculus humanus corporis (human body louse) is the source of this 933-nucleotide messenger RNA. RefSeq lists its product as uncharacterized. Lineage: Eukaryota; Metazoa; Arthropoda; Insecta; Psocodea; Pediculidae. The transcript has 3 exons. The record is from RefSeq and is a predicted model, not a curated record. The coding region runs from base 1 to 933 and encodes 310 amino acids.
AUGAAAAAAAUCACAUCACUUUUAUUUUUAUUUUUUCAAUUUCACGUUUCGAUACGAUCGAGCCUUUUGCAACCUGAUUUUUCCGUGAAAAUUUACAAUACGGAAAAUAUCAUUCUCACGUUUGACAAUUUGAACGAUAACGACGAUUUAGAAAUGAUACGGGUAUCGGAAAAACCCGACCUUGAUAAAAAAUUAUACAAUUUCCACAGCUACGUCAAAAGGAUGGCGACGUCCGAAAAACCUGUACAGGAGACAGGAAUCAACGAGUAUUUCACGCCGAUGACAUUGGAAAACGAUCGAAAUGAAAAAUAUGAAAAAAAAAUGAAAAAUGUUGGUUUUAAAUGGUUGAAAAAAUUACGAUAUAAAAAAAAGAAAAAAAGAAAAAAAUUUAACAAGAGAGAUGUGGGACAAAAUGAAACCGUGGAAAGCGUCAACGAAUUAGAAAAAGAAUAUCAGGAUUUUUUGACGAAAAUCAAAGAAAACGAUGCGGCGUACAGAUACACUGAUGAAGGUAAACCGGAGGAAAACGUUAAAGAUAUCGUUAAAAAAAUUAUCAAUUUGAAAAUGCCUAAAAAUUGUUCAAACGUCACCGGAAUAGGAAUCGAAGCUGUCGAAUGCCUAAUAAUAAAUUUGCAAAAUAAAACAGUUAAUAAAAAAACGAUGCUCAAACAGUUUCUAUACAUUUUCCUCAUUUGGUUUUGUUUAUAUUUGAUAAUAGCAGUUCCGCUAUGGUGUUCCAAAGGGUGGUGUUGUUGCUGCUUCCGUUGUUCUUUUUGCUUUCCAAUGACCACCAUCAAAGAAAUACAAAAAUACAUAUCUGAAAAUCCACCCGGUGUUUACAUCAAUUCGAAAAAGGAAAUGAAACAAUACCGACCAGACGCCAAGGAAAUUGAAUUAUAUGAAAAAUUAAAAAACAGCAUCGCUGAUUUUUAA